This is a messenger RNA of Stegastes partitus (bicolor damselfish), 536 nucleotides long. Its product is annotated as PTB domain-containing engulfment adapter protein 1. The coding region runs from base 1 to 468 and encodes 155 amino acids. The record is from RefSeq and is a predicted model, not a curated record. NCBI's taxonomy places the organism in Eukaryota, Metazoa, Chordata, Actinopteri, Pomacentridae. The transcript has 6 exons.
AUGAGCGUGUCUUCAGAAGAUGACUGUGAGAUCUCCUUCCAAGUAAAGUUUCUCGGCCGAGUGGAGGUGGUCCGCUCUGAUGGACUACGGAUCCUUGAGGAUGCCGUUCAGAGCCUGAAGACACCAGACGCUUACUCCUCAGAAAAGGUGGUGAAGAAGAGCAAAGUCCACCUCUUCCUGUCUACGAGCAGCAUAGACAUCCUGGAAAACAAAACCAAGUUCCUGCUGUACUCGUGUCCUCUGUCCACCAUCUCCUUCAGCGCCGUCCUGCCGUCUUCGCCCAAAGUGUUCGGCUUCGUGGCCAAACACCCCGCGGCCGACACCUACCACUGCUACGUGUUCAAGAGCAACAAGUUUGUGAUCCCACGUGCUGGUCUCAGUGAUCGGAGACGCCUUCAGAGCUUCACAGAAGGACAACACCAGAGGAGGACGAGACCUGAUAGUGGAGGCGCUCCGACACAAGAAUAACGUCCUGCAGCGAGAGAACUCUGAGCUGAAGAGAAGACUUUCACAAAUAAGUGGCCACUCGUGCUGAU